GAGUCAAGACGCGCAAUCUAAGGAAGAAGUGGACAUUUCAAGACUAUUAUUCCGAGGGGCGCCCACCUACCUCUGCCUAGAAGCCCAAGGGAUUGGCACCUCCACCCGGAAGCCCUCGGGAGGAAGAGCGCGCCCUCUGCCGGUGCCAGGGCGCCAGUACGCCUGGGGUGCCGUCCACAGCGCCUCUUCAGAGGCCCCACCCCUGUCCCUCACCCCCGGACUCCGCCCCCUCACGUGAUCCCAGCCUUUGGGUGGUUCGGUAGGGGGAGCUCGGGGAGCACAGGUGGACAGACAUGUCUCAGGAGGGGUCCCCUGAGGACCCUGCCCUCAGCCCCCGCUGCAUUGCUGCACUUUUCCAGGACGAUGUGGAAGAAGCCAGCUCUGGGUCAGGCUUGACACCACACCGGCCAGGGGCAAGCUCUGGGGCCCGAGUUUGGGCUGGCAGCAGGAAGAGGGUCCUGAGGGAAGAGACCCGUCGAGGUACCCGCUCCCAGGCUGGAGGUGCUCCUGGGGCGGGCCUGGAGGCUGAGGCCCACCUGAUGACCCUGGAGCUACAAGGCAAGGGACGGAGCCAGGAGUUGGUGCCUGGCCCCCAGCUCCUCUCCCAGCCACCCAGAGUGUCUGCUCAGGGGAAUUCUCCGGCCUUCAGGAGGCUCCAAGUUUCUCUGCAUGACAUUUUCGCUGAAAGUUGGCCCAGGAACCCUUGUCCCGUGUGUUUGGGUUUUCCAGAGAGAGCUUUGGUUGGCAGGGAGAGGCUGGGAGGGGUGGGGAGGAGGAGCUGCCCCGGGCCAGGAGAGGCAGGGGGAGGUUGGAGUGAUGAAAGGGACCCUACCCUCAGUAAAGAGGGGCCUUCCAAAAGGAGGCUACCAUCCUCCCCAGGCCCAGCCCCUAUGGGGGCAAGAAAGAACAGCAGGAAGUAUGAGGCCUGCUCAGAGAGUGGGGAGGGGGCAGGAGGCUUCUUGUGGUCUGGUCAGAGCCCUGGUGGGGACAGCCCCCCAUGUGAGGGAGACCCCCCACCAGGGGCUGAUGUGGGGUCCUUGGGAGACCUUUGUGGUCCCCUUUCUCCCAACGACACUGGGCCUGGGUCAGGAGAUCCAGGUGGAACUUGUGUGGGAUGUGUCUCAGGGACUUCGAAGUUUGAAUAUUUGCCUGCUUCAGAGAACGGGGCCCGGCCAGGCAGCCCCUCUGACCCUGUAGGGGUCCUACCACCUGAUGGAGGGGAAUCCCUCAGGCCAGCUGUCUGGGAUCCCAGCUCUGCACUAGGCCUUGGAGCAUCUGGAAAGGCCUCCACAGUGUGGCAGGAAGCUGAGCACCUAGUCGGGGCUGGCUGUGAUGAUUGCCCUGCUGUCUCACACAGUCAUGAGGAGCUAGAGGUCAAGCCUCAGCCAGAAUCCAGGGGGAGGCUGGGAGAAGGACCCCCUGCUCCCACUGACCGCCCCUCCAGCUCCUUGGAGCCUACAACCAGCAGGGCUCACUCGGGCCCAUCCAUGGGACAGAGAAGAUCCAAGUAUGCUAAGAAGUCGAGGAGAGGCCCAGUGCCUCACGCCCAGCACCAGGGCACAGACAGGAGUGCGGAUGACUUCAGCAAGGACCAGCAGGACAAAUCCCACCCAGGAAGCUUCCCCAAACCGGAGGAAAUGGAAAUGCCCCAUGGGGUGAAGCACGUGUGUUACCUUGGUUCUGGGGCAGUGCUCCGCCUCCUGGGGGCCCUCCGCCGUGGCCAGGCAGGGGAGCCGCAGCCCCCAAAGCUGGAGGUGCUGGAGGACAUGAUGGAGGUCAGCUUAGCAUCACCUGUCCAGAGACCCAGAAGGAAGGAAAGGCCCGUGGCCCAAGGCCCUGCCAGGUGCCAGGAGGGGACUCCUGUCUGUGAGGCCUGUGCUGAGUGUCCUGGCGUGAGUGCCUCCCUCCCCACCGCCCCCCUGCUGAAGCAGACAGAAGCUGGGGAGUGUGGCCCAGCGGAGGCUGAAGAGGAGGAGCCUGGUGAACAGGACGGGGGAGAGGACUCAGCUCAGCUUCGGCCCCAACAGGAGAAGCUGUCCCUGGAUGUCGGGGUACGGGCUACGGUGGUCCACGCCUUACAGGAGGUGCUGCGGAAUCGCCUCCAGGACCUUCCAGAUCUGGUGCUGAGUGAGGAGGCGGUGGAGGGCAUCGCUGCUGGCAUUGAGACAGCCCUCUUCGAUCUGACACAAGCCACCAGCUGUCGCUACAAGACCAAGUACCGCAGCCUGCUGUUCAACCUGCGUGAUCCCCGGAAUCCGGACCUGUUUCUCAAAGUGGUUCGGGGAGAUGUCACCCCCCACAACUUGGUGCGGAUGAGCUCCACCCAGCUGGCCCCCCAAGAGCUGGCCCGCUGGCGGGACCAGGAAGAGAAGAGGGGCCUGGAGAUCAUUGAGCAGCAACAGAAGGAGUCGUGCGGCCUCCCGGCCUUCAAACUGACCCACAAGGGUGAAGUGGAGAUCCCGCGGGAUGUGGACCAGACGCUGACCCUGGAGGACCUGGUGGGACCCAUGGUGUCCAUAGAUGACAGCCUACCAGCCCUGGCAGCCACGUCGAAGGCCACCACAGAGCAGGACGAGGACACCACGGGGCAGCACGAGCACCACUUCCUGGACCCCAGCUGCCGCAUCUGCCUGGACUGGAAGCCCUCGUGUGAGCUGCCAAGCUCUUUCAAAGCUACUACAAGGAUAGGGGACAGUAUCUUCAAGAGAGCUCCAAGCCCAGCCUUCCCAUCCUCUCCAGAGACGCCCCAAGCUAGGGAGAAGCCUCCCACACAGCUCCAGGACAGGCUCCAGAUGCCUGCUGGCCCCACAAAGGCUCUGCCCAGCCAGCCGCCCUGGGAGGGAGCUUUGGACAUGUUCUCCAUCAAGCGGUUCAGGGCCAAGGCCCAGCUGGUGUCUGGAAACAGCUGUCGGCUCCUCACGACCCUGCCUGAGGUGAUCCGUUCGGCAGGCUGCAUCCCCUCUGGUACUGUCUGGGAACUUCUGGCCAGCGUCUGCCCGGCAGAGGCCAAGGACAUCUGCGUGGUCAGACUGUGCCCGCACGGGGCUCGGGACACACAGAACUGCCGUCAGCUCUAUUCCUACCUCAACAACAAACAGCGCCACGGCCUGGCAGCUGUGGAGCACGUGGGCAUGGUCCUGCUGCCCCUGCCCGCCUUCCAGCCCCUGCCCCCCAGACUGCGCCCUCUUGGAGGUCCCGGCCUGGAAGCUGCUCAUUCAAGCCUGGUCCUGGCUGUGCUGCUCCCCAAGGCAGGGCUUCGACACACAGCGGAGUCCAGCCCUUUGUGGGGGAAGGUUCGAAAGAUGGUCUCCUUCAACAGAAAAGUGGAGAGGAGAAGCUAUCAGCCAGAGGACAGGAGUCCCAGCGUGGCCUUGAAGGGCUCCCCUUCCCCAAAGGGUGCUCCGCUGCCGAGCCAGGACGCGGGCAGCCUGGCUCCAAAGGGAAUUUGUGCUUGGCACAGGCCUUCUCGAGGCAGGGAGAGACUGUGGGGAGAGCCAGAGGCCUGGCAGGGUCCUAGGCAAGGGCAGUGGCCCCCCAAACCAGGCUGGUGCCAGUCAUGGCAUCUCCAUUCAGCAGCACCAUCUGGCCCCAGCCAGCACCUCCACAGGGCCUCCUGUCCCCACCAGGCCCUGCUCCAGCAUCUGGAAUCCCUGGUGUCCAUGAGCCACCAGCUCCAAGCCUCGCUGAGCUCCCCAGGCCAGGGGCUCUUUCCCCCAACCCCUGCCCAGCCCCCUGCAACCCCUGGAAUUCUUGGCCUAUUUUGCCAGCGCCCUGCAUUUCCAGAGCCCCCUGGCCAGGCUCCUGACUCUUUGGGUCCUACAGAUGGAGCUGGUUCUGAGUGUACCCUCCCCAGAGAGACCUGACCCUCAUUGCCAACCAGAAGAGAGGCCUUGAUUCCCUCCCCAGGACUGAAUCUUGAGCUGUUUCCAGAGAGAGGGAGGGGCAGAGAAAGCAGUGGAGGGUCACCUGUUUGAGUUGCUUGUUCUGCGGUCUGCUUGGUGUUGAUUUUUGGUUCAAUAAAGAGUUUGG
Molecule: messenger RNA, 4029 nt
Organism: Mustela erminea (ermine)
Lineage: Eukaryota; Metazoa; Chordata; Mammalia; Carnivora; Mustelidae
Gene: SPOCD1
Product: SPOC domain containing 1
Exons: 17
Coding region: 294-3863 (1189 amino acids)
Biological process (GO): DNA-templated transcription
Cellular component (GO): nucleus
Source: RefSeq, a predicted model, not a curated record